Aaosphaeria arxii CBS 175.79 is the source of this 3239-nucleotide messenger RNA. RefSeq lists its product as uncharacterized. The transcript has 2 exons. Gene Ontology annotation, molecular function: 3'-tRNA processing endoribonuclease activity. The coding region runs from base 1 to 3135 and encodes 1044 amino acids. Gene Ontology annotation, biological process: mitochondrial tRNA 3'-end processing. Gene Ontology annotation, cellular component: mitochondrion. NCBI's taxonomy places the organism in Eukaryota, Fungi, Ascomycota, Dothideomycetes, Pleosporales. The record is from RefSeq and is a predicted model, not a curated record.
AUGAAAACACAGGAAGUUGAGACCGUUCAAGAGCAUCUCGUCGAACCCGAAGGAAAUUCGAAGCAGAUCCCAGUAGCUGCAUCUUCCCAAUGGAGUAGCCGCAUACGCAAACCGCUUCUUGCACCCCUCCCGAACAUCACGAACCCUUCCAAGGCGAAAAAGAAACACCGUCGCGGCCGACGAUUGCUGAUUGGAGCUGGAGAAAUGGACACCUCACUCGUGGUCAUCACGACUCCGACAGCGGAUACAGCAGGCACAACAUUGAUGCUACAAUGUCCCAAGCGACAUUAUCUUUUCGGGAGCCAGGCGGAGGGUACACAGCGAGCCAUGACGCAAAUGGGCGCUCGUCUUAUGAAGGCUCAGGAGUUUUUCAUAACAGGCAGGACUGAAUGGCACAAUAUCGGCGGGCUGAUUGGCAUGACUCUGACCCUUGCGGAUGCCUCCACAACAUCAUAUGAGACAGCGAUGGAGUUGUACCGCAAGAAGGGAGAUGUAAAGGGUGCCUCGGCGCCCCCGCGACCUAGGUUGAAUGUCUAUGGCGCACCGAACUUGAAGCACAUGCUGUCUACGUGCCGGAGAUUUAUCUUUAGAAAAGGACUGCCCAUCACCGCAACCGAGUAUAAGAGUGCUCCUGCUAGUAAGGAUGAAAAAGGCGAUAUCCCACCCACGUGGCAAGACGAUCUGAUUAAUGUUUGGGCAAUGUCCAUUGCGCCUUCUGAAGAAAGCCAGGACGUUGAUUCCGAUUUAGAAGGAGCUAUCGAGGCCCAAAAGCGGUUAUUUGACACACAACUGAAUUCUUUUGAAGAUUUCCAGCCAGUAGAUGGCGAAAGUGUGGAACAGCGAGAAAAGAGAUACGAUGACAUACGCACCGAUUUACUCAAACAAAUGUUCGACUCAAGCUGGAGUUUCGAUACUCUGGUCGAACGUCAUAUCUCGGAGGUCGAGAUGCCCGCCGCCAUGUAUGUCCGUAACCCAUCGACCAACAAACUUGAAAACUAUCAUGGGCCAAUGCCUGGUGGUUCAGAACCUCUCCCCGAUGUGAAGGUCUUGACUCGAACGCCUUGGCCUGCUGCAAUGGUGCGAGCGCUACCACCUACAAAACCAUCAAAGGAGUCUCUCUCUUACAUUGUCCGCACACACGCUGCCCGCGGGAAGUUCGACGUAAAGCGAGCGCAGGAGCUCCGUGUUCCACGUGGACAAGCAUACUCAAAGCUUACGGCAGGCCACUCUGUGCAGAAUGAGGAUGGGGAAACCAUCACCCCUGACAUGGUCGUUGGGCCAGAUCGGCCAGGACAGGGUGCCGCCAUAUUGGAUGUGCCGUCUGUGGACUACAUAGAGAACCUGGUGCAGAGGGAAGAACUUACUUCUACCAGCGUUAUGGAGGGCGUCCAAACGGUCAUUUGGAUUCUUGGUCCCGGCGUGUCUGGACACCCUAUACUGAAUGAUUUCAUAAAAAAGCUCGAUCAGGUUCAGCAUGUUAUUUCAUCUGGCGACGAGAGCCCUAAUCGGAUCGCACUAGACUCCGUGGCUGCACAGACAACACGUCUUGCGCAAAUCGAUGGGGAGCGAUAUCAUAUUCCCGUCCAUGAUAAUUUUACAGUACCACAGCAAAAGUAUUGCUCCAACAAAGGAACACAAGGGGGAAUACCCGCAAAUGCUAUCCUGGCAGAAAGGGGCAUGAAGUUACGCUUAAUGCCAAAGUACGAACUGCAGCGGGACGGUGUUCCUCCGCUCGUAGACAUACAAGCCGUUGAGAAAGAAACCCCUACCGAAAUUAUUGAGUUAGCGAAGGCGGCUCACGAGAAUAUCGAGAAAGACAAGGAAAGAUUGCAGGCAUGGAGGCAGCUGAUAGCUCACCCGGAUACAGAGGUCAUCACUUUGGGUACGGGUUCGGCGCUACCUUCGAAAUAUCGAAAUGUCUCUGCCACACUUGUCCGUGUCCCUGGAAUCGGCAAUUAUUUACUUGACUGCGGUGAGAAUACCAUCGGGCAGCUACAGCGUGUAUUCAAACCCGAUGAACUUGUCGAUGUGCUUCGGAAUCUGCGUAUGAUAUGGAUAAGCCAUCUCCAUGCUGACCAUCACCUUGGAACGGCAUCGUUGAUCAAAGCCUGGUACACCGUCGCUCACAAGGGCGUCCCGACUAAAACCAGGCCGUCAGCAGUCAACCUUGUAGAAACUGCUUCUGAGCGUGGACUUGCUGUCAUAUCACACGAUGGCAUGCUGCAAUGGCUGCAUGAAUACUCCUCUGUUGAAGACUUCGGCUACAGUCGCAUUCUUCCACUCCAGAUUACAUCAGUGUCCGCAGGCAACGCGACGGGAUCCAAGCUGCAUCUGUCCGACUAUGCUGAUCCACAGACCGUCCAAAUCGUUAAUCGUAACGACUACGAAUCAAUAUUUGGCUUCGCUGAUAUACAGGCUACCCGCGUCAAGCAUUGCCAUGGUGCCAUGGCCGUCUCUUUUACGUUCCCCCCCGAAUCCUCCUCUGCAACCGUACCUCCUCUGAAGAUUUCUUAUUCCGGAGACUGCCGCCCGAGCGAUAAUUUUGCUACCAUAGGUCGCAACACCAGCGUCCUCAUCCACGAAGCUACUUUCGAUGAUGAACUUCGUGGCGACGCCAUCGCGAAGAAACACUCCACCACCUCGGAAGCCCUGGGCAUCGGUGCGGCAAUGAAUGCUACCGCUGUUGUACUGACGCAUUUCUCGCAGCGGUACCAGAAGAUUCCCGUAAUCGAGACGGUGCAGGAUGAUGGCGAAAGCAGGCGAAACGCGACGAAUCGUGCGUCCGGGGAUACUGACGGGCCCAUGGACGUAGAUGAAGUAGCCAUGGACACUACCACAACUGCUACUCCAGUGCAACAGCAGCAGCACAGCGCAAGUAAAGAGCAAAUCAUUAAGAUCCGAAGCAACAAGAACAUGAAAGUCGCCAUUGCCUUCGACUACAUGCGCGUUAGGAUAGGCGACAUAGCGCAAUUGGAUAAGUUCAACGACGCGUUGAACAAGUUGCUUGUUUCUGAAGAAGAUGAAGAAGAUGGUGGCAAUGCCGAGCAGGGAAAGGGCAUGAAUGGCAAUGGAAAGAAGAAUGGCGACGGUAAGGAGGGUGGAGGGAAGAAGAAAAAAAUGAAGAGAAAUAAUUGAUCCGUAGGGAAAUAUUUGUACGAUGAUACAGUAGAAGGAAUGGCGAAUAUGUAAGAAAACAUGGAAGAUAUCAAACACGAUACUCUACAUUAUAAAUAUUUCUC